Molecule: messenger RNA, 1344 nt
Organism: Prorocentrum cordatum
Lineage: Eukaryota; Dinophyceae; Prorocentrales; Prorocentraceae
Source: the annotation of a GenBank genome assembly
AUGACGUCGCAUGGCCAUGGCGAAUCACACGGCGGGCAUGCUCACGGACACAGCCAUGGACACGGCCACGGAGACGGCAAAGAUUUGGAGCAGCCGUUGCUCGGCAAAGUUGAGAAGACUAUCAACGCGGACGAAAUUAAGUUGAAACGGGCGGUAUAUUUCGCGCUGUUCUUCAUGUUCGUCGAGAUUUUCGGGGGCAUCGCAGCGAGCUCGCUGGCCAUAAUCACCGACGCGGCCCACAUGCUAUCAGACGUCGGUGGAUUUAUUGUUUCGUUGUUGGCGUUGCAGUUGUCCACCCAGGCCGCGACUGCGGAGUAUACCUACGGUUUCAAGCAGGCGGAACCCAUGGGCGCAUUGCUGUCCAUAGCCAUUGUCUGGGCGCUCACGGCCGUGCUGCUCUGGGAAGCGUUCGGCCGGUUUAUGACCUUGACGGAAGUGGACGCGCCGAUGAUGUUCGUCAUCAGCGUAAUCGGUUUUUUCGUGAACAUCGUCCUCAUGAUGGUGUUGGGGCACGGGCACGGGCACGGCGACGGCGAUGACCACGGCCAUGGCCACGGCGGCCACGGCCACGCCGACCAUGGAAGUCACGGCGGCCACGGCGGACACGAUGACCACGGAGGCGCUGAGGGCGAUAGUGGCAGCGUGGCCGUGCAGGCUGCCGUGGCCCACGUCAUCGGUGAUAUCUUGCAGUCACUCGGCGUCUGUAUGGCUGCCGGCCUCAUGUGGUGGCAGCCGUUCGACGUGGGCGUCGCGUCCACUGGCGUCAGCCGUUGGAACUACGCUGACCCUCUCUGCACGGUGCUCUUCGGAUUCCUCGUUCUGAUGACAACCAAGGGCACGCUGAAACGCACGAUAGCCAUUCUCAUGGGAAAGGCGCCAGGCAACAAGCAGCGGGAGAUGUUCCAGGUGUUGUCUGCUAUCGAAGGAGUGGUGCAGAUUCACGAUCUGCACGUCUGGUCCCACGGGUCCUCCGACCUCCUCUGCACAGCCCACAUAGUAGUGUCCAGCGCGGAGCACUCACACACGGUUUUGCGGCAGGCGGUGACGGAGUCGAAGAAGAAAGGGUUGGGGCACACCACCUUCCAGAUCGAGGUGGACGGGCAGUUCCAGUGCGACGUGCAGUGCGAUGCGGCUUUUCUGGGCGCCGCGCCCAGGAAGGACGCUGGGCAUGGGCACGACCACGGGGGCCACGACGCCGGCCAUGCUGUGGGCCAUAGCGGCGACUGCUGCGGCGGACAUGGGCAUGACGACGGGCCCGCCCACGCUGGCCACGAUGCAGGCCAUGCAGCGGGCCACGCGCACGAUGCUGGUCAUUCACACGGCGGGGGUGGGCACGGGCACUGA